AUGACAGAACCCACAUCUACACCAACACACAACCACCCCUCCCAAACCCAAGGCCUCCUCAGAGAAAUGAACACCGCAGACCUACAGCGGCGACCCUGGUAUGCGGUGCUACUCGCACGUCAUCAUCAAAGAAAAAACACAGCCGUCGCACCAGAUACUGAUUACGCUACCGACGACGAGGAAGAGUGGCUCUCUUCCGAUUUUUCUUAUUCUGAUUCCGAAGACGAGGAAGAUGAGGAAGAUGAAGAAGAAAGCGAGUCUGAAACUAUUCUUUUAGAAGACUCAGACUCCAAAGACUCGAUGGAAUCUUGUCAUCUUUCCUGCUCUUCCACCACCACCCCCUGCCCAAACGACGACGACGACGAUGACGAGAUAGUAUCUUGCCAUAUUCUUUGCUCCAACACCCAUCCCUACGCCCUCCAAAUCCACUCCCUCUCCCCCUUCCCCUUCCCUUUCCUCCCCCCCUUCUCCCUCUCCCCCUCCCUCUCAUCGUCAGACGACGACAUCUGGGCCCUAGCUUCCCCCCAAAACAACAUGCAAACUACCCAGCAUCCUCAUCGGCAAAAGCCAGAGGCUCUUAUACGCGAGUUUGAAAAGAGCGUUGAGGAGAGUCUGGCGACACAUGUUCGAGUGAGUGAGUGGCGUAGGGAGGUACAUGCGGAGAUGGAGAGGUUGAGGGUUGAGCAGGAGGAGGAGCAUGAGAGGUUAGCGGAGGGGGUGGAGCAUGAGGAGGGUGCGCGAGGGUGGCGGCGGUGGUGGUGGUGGGUUUCCGUGGGGGUUAUUGGGGUAGGCUUGGCUGGGAUGGGAUGGGAUGGGAGGAGGGCGUGGGAUUCGGAAGAGGAGUAUUAUCUUUAA
Messenger RNA from Pyrenophora tritici-repentis Pt-1C-BFP, 855 nucleotides. NCBI's taxonomy places the organism in Eukaryota, Fungi, Ascomycota, Dothideomycetes, Pleosporales, Pleosporaceae. The record is from RefSeq and is a predicted model, not a curated record.